UCGCCCACACACACACCCCACCACACCGCGCACUGACACAGCAAGAUCGACCGAUCAGUCAGUCAAGAGGGCGAGGCGUGCACUGCUGGUCCUCCUCCUCCCUCUCCCGCGCAUGGUGCCCCGUCCCCGCCGGCCGGCGCCGACACAUGUUGCAUGAGCGGCACGCACCACCCUCCGCGUCCGACGACGAGGACGAUGCCCCAGGGGCCAACGACGAGGAGGGCACUCUGGUGACCAGCACCACCAACACCACCUUCCACGACGUGGACGAGGUCAUCGAGGUGCGCGAGGUCCGCCCCCUGUCGCCGCCGCGGCAGCACCCGCCCUUCACGCCGCCCACGCGCACCGUCUCCGCCGCGUCCACCGCCUGGGACAGCGCCAGCAGCCACCGCUCCGUCACCUCCGAGGAGCAGUUCAUGACGAUGAGCCGCGAGUUCACGGCCAUGGUCGCCGCCGGCGCCGGCGCCGGGGCGGCCAACAACAACGCCAACGGCAACAACAGCAACAGCAACCACCCCGUCGGGCCCUACGACGGCGGGGCCGACCAGCUGACCAGCAUCGGCGAGGACGAGCUGGAGGAGCACAACCCGCUGGCCAUCGUGCCGGACAGCGGCCGCCCCUUCGCCACGCCGCCCAGCAGGAGCGGCGGCAGCAGCGGCAGGGCGGCGCGGCUCGACCUGGAGGUGGUCCCCGCCGCCGGCCCGCCGGUGGAGGCGAGCCAGGUGAAGAAGGAGGAGGUGGAGACCAAGGUGUCGGCGUGGCAGACGGCGGAGAUCGCCAAGAUCAACAACCGGUUCAAGCGGGAGGAGGUGGUCAUCAACGGCUGGGAGACGGAGCAGGUCGACAAGGCCUCCGCCUGGCUCAAGAAGAUUGAGAGGAAGCUGGACGAGCAGCGCGCCAAGGCGGUGGAGAAGACGCAGAACGACGUGGCCAAGGCGCGGCACAAGGCGGAGGAGAAGCGGGCGUCGGCGGAGGCCAAGCGGGGGCUCAAGCUGGCCAAGGUGCUGGAGCUGGCCAACUUCAUGAAGGCCGUCGGCAGGGUGCCCACCAAGCGCUCCUUCUUCUAGCCUCCCCCAGCCGGAGGAGGGGAGAAAUCCUAUGUGUUUUUGCCUAUGGGUAGUACGUAAAAAGUAAGGGCGUGUGCUGCUGCUGCUGCAUCCGAUCGGUCGGGAAACCUAAUUGUAAAAAGGGAUUUGAAAACUUGCUGCUGCUGCUGCUGCCUCCGUUGUAUACUAGCCGCCGGUGGUGAUCACACGGCGGCGCUUUUUUGUUUGGCUUGUAUGUGCACGAAAAAACUGGUGUGAGAAUGGAAUGAAUAGCGUGUUUGCUACAAACCUGCAAACAUUCAGAGCAA
Messenger RNA from Triticum dicoccoides, 1354 nucleotides. Its product is annotated as remorin 4.1-like. Bases 147 to 1067 code for a protein of 306 amino acids. The record is from RefSeq and is a predicted model, not a curated record. Lineage: Eukaryota; Viridiplantae; Streptophyta; Magnoliopsida; Poales; Poaceae. The transcript is spliced from 2 exons.